Molecule: messenger RNA, 480 nt
Organism: Emys orbicularis (European pond turtle)
Lineage: Eukaryota; Metazoa; Chordata; Testudines; Emydidae
Product: phospholipase A and acyltransferase 3-like
Exons: 4
Coding region: 1-480 (159 amino acids)
Biological process (GO): N-acylphosphatidylethanolamine metabolic process
Cellular component (GO): cytoplasm
Molecular function (GO): A2-type glycerophospholipase activity; glycerophospholipid phospholipase A1 activity
Source: RefSeq, a predicted model, not a curated record
AUGGACUGGAUACGGGAUCUGUGGGAUCUCCUUACUUCAGCAAUAAUGCUAGAGCCUGGGGAUCUGAUUGAAUUUCAGAGAAUGGGAUACCAACACUGGGGCAUCUAUGUGGGAAAGGGACAUGUGGUCCACUUCACAUUUCCAGAGUUGGAAGAGGGAUUGAAUAAUAUGCUUAAUGGAGAAUUCUUCAAAGCGAAAGUGCAAAAGGAGCGUCUGAGGAACGUGGCUCGUGUUUCAAGCUAUGCUGUAAACAACCAAUUAGAUAAAAAGCACCCUCCAUUACCUCUUCUUCAUGUGGUAAAGAGAGCUGAGCACCUGGUGGGGAAGAAUAUAGACUACAAUCUACUUAUGUCUAACUGCGAACAUUUUGCCACUAUGAUGAGAUAUGGCAUUGCUGAAUCACAGCAGGCAGUUUACUUUGAAGUGGAUGAAGGUUUUGUGAAGCAGAUAAAGAAAUGGCUAGCCGAGAUCAAUGAGUAG